This is a messenger RNA of Scutellospora calospora, 1581 nucleotides long. NCBI's taxonomy places the organism in Eukaryota, Fungi, Glomeromycota, Glomeromycetes, Diversisporales, Gigasporaceae. The record is from the annotation of a GenBank genome assembly.
AUGUUUAAUCGAUUUAUUGACUACUUAACUUUAAUAGUUACUGCAGUUGUUUAUUGGAUCUAUCGAGUAUCUUCUCCUUUGAUAAAGAUAUUUACAAGAUUAAGACAUGAAAAAACUCCAGAAGAAAAACUUAGGGAUGAACUGGCGAUAGCACAAAAUUAUGAAGAAUGGCUUGAAAAGGCACAACAAUUAGAUAUGUAUAUUUCGAAUAACAAUGAUAAAUGGAAAUGUGAUCCUGCAUCCCCAUAUUAUGAUUAUAAUCUUAUUCAGAGCCGAUUAGAUCAUCUUAUAAAAGUUCGAGAAAAAAACGAUAUCUCAUCAAUGAUUUAUAUGUUGAGAGCAGGUGCAGGCCUUUUGCGUAAUUUGGCUGGUAUAAAUGAUCCUCGAUUGUUCGGUCAAUCAUAUUUGGGAACAAAAAAGUUGAUUGAAGAUUACACUCAAGAGGUUGCGACACAGCUCGAGUAUAUAAAUAAAUCAGAUGUUUCAGUUGAAUCACCAAAUCCCAAAGUUGAAUUCAUUAAUGAUACUCGUCAAAGUUUCGGAUGUUCUGCUUUGGUCCUUUAUGGUGGAGCAGCUUUUGGACUUUGUCAUUUGGGAAUUGUGAAAGCCCUUCAUGAAAAUCAAUUGUUACCGCGAGUUAUAUGUGGUACAGCAGUUGGUGCAUUUAUAGCUGCUCUUGUGUGCGUUCACACAGAUGAUGAAUUACCGCCUGGUGGGAUUGAUUUAGAGGCGUUUAGUAAAGUUGGAACUAGAGGCAAUGUUCACAGAAAAGUCGCACGAUUUCUUAAGCAUGAUUGUGUUCUUAAGAACGUGGGAGAUCUAACUUUUGAAGAAGCAUACGAAAAAACAAAGCGAGUUCUCAAUAUUACAGUUUCAUCCACAAGGAAAUUUGAAGUUCCUCAAUUGCUCAACUAUCUGACAGCACCUAAUGUUCUCAUAUCCAGUGCAGCUUGUGCAUCAGUUGCCAUCAUGGGUCUCUACGAUAGUUACGAUUUAAUAGCAAAAGAUAAAACAGGCAAACAAAUUCCAUGGGCUACUGAAAUCAAAUUUAAGAAGUGGACAGAUGCGGUUCCAUCCGAAAGUGAAUCACCGCUAACAAGACUUUCAGAAUUAUUUAAUGUUAAUCAUUUUAUUGUGUCUCAAGCAAAUCCCUGCAUGGUUCCAUUCAUGUCUAAAGAACAAACGACACGAACUAGCUUUUUGGUUAAAUGUGGACAUUUUUUAUCAACUGAAAUAAAACAUCGAAUAGUACAGCUUGAACAAAUGCAUAUUCUACCACGAAGACUUCGUGGAAUUGUUGACGAGAAAGUAUCAGGGGACGUUACGAUUGUACCUUCUAUUACUAUUGCAGACUUUAAAAAACUGUUUUCUAGCCCAACAUAUGAAUCAUUGGGUUAUUGGAUAUUAAAGGGAGAACAGUCUACUUGGCCUUUAUUGGCAUUGAUAAGAAAUCGAUGUAUGAUUGAAUUGGUUCUUGAUAGAGCUUAUUUAAAAUUGAAAUCAAAUCCAAUUGAACGAGUUAGUUAUCAACCCAAUGUUAAAAAUAAUGAAAGACGAAAACGUACUAAAUCUCUUCAUUGA